Messenger RNA from Rotaria socialis, 3741 nucleotides. The record is from the annotation of a GenBank genome assembly. NCBI's taxonomy places the organism in Eukaryota, Metazoa, Rotifera, Eurotatoria, Philodinida, Philodinidae.
AUGGCCGCAACUAAGCAAUUUAUUCGUACGGAUUUCGAUGAUAUACUUGAGUCGUUUGUGGAUGAAACUCAAUUCCCUUGGCUUGAUCCUAGUCUGCACGAAAGACAAUUAACUACACAUGAUAUUGAUGUGAAUCGAUUAUUUACUAUCGAAGCUCUCAAAGAUGAAUCUGAUCUUGUAGCCGAUAGAAAUUUAACUACUGGUGAAAUAAUUGGCUUAUGUGAAGUACCAAUUAUACCUAAACCAGUAGUUAAUAUAAGUCUUGAGGAUGAUACACCAUUGUACCCUAAUGAAUUUCUUCAACCUGCUCCAAUUUCAUGUCCUUGUUUGCCUCCAUCCGCAAAAGAUGCAGCAAAUGACAAUCAUCAAGAUUUAGAAACAAUUAUUAAUCGAAACGAAACAGACAUAAUAUUAUCAACUAAUGAUCAUCUCCUAAAAUCUUUAUCGAACGAAGAUGAUCUUGGUAUGGAUCUUUCCUCCGCUACAACCUCAUUUAAACCAAACUUCGAUAAUCGGAUUGAAUCAUUUCUUCAAAAAUGGAAACCCAAUCUUGAUGAUAUUAAUUUACAAUCGACUUCUAAUCAGCAACAAUCAACAAUUAUUGAUGCGCCAAUACCAGCAAAACUUCGUCUUGGUGGAUUAUUUGAUAUUCCAUUACCGGAACUUAAAUUUAAAUCAACAAUGAAAGAUAUAAAUAAAACAGCUGAACAACAAUUAAAUCGUUCAUAUGCCAUAGAAUUAAAUCCAAGUGAAAAACUUGGAGAUUUUCGUUUGCGCGUACCUGACAUGGCUAUUGAAUAUCCAUUUGAAUUAGAUACAUUUCAAAAACAAGCUAUUCUAAGAUUGGAAAAUAAUGAAAGUGUUUUCGUUGCAGCACAUACAUCAGCCGGCAAAACAGUUGUUGCUGAAUAUGCGAUUGCUCUUGCGCAAAAUCAUUCCACAAAAGCAUUUUAUACGAGUCCAAUAAAAGCUCUAUCGAAUCAAAAAUAUUGUGAUUUCAAGAAACGUUUCAACGAUGUUGGACUUCUUACUGGUGAUGUCCAAAUUAAUCAUGAAGCCUCAUGUUUAAUCAUGACUACAGAAAUUCUCAGAUCUAUGCUCUAUAAUCGAUCGAAUACACUUAAAUCACUUGAAUGGGUUAUUAUGGAUGAAAUUCAUUAUUUAAAUGAUUCAGAAAGAGGUUUCGUGUGGGAAGAAGUAUUGAUUAUGUUACCUGAUCAUGUAGGCUUAAUUAUGCUUAGUGCAACCGUUUCGAAUGCUCGAGAAUUUGCUGAAUGGGUUGGACGAAUGAAACGACGAAAUGUUUAUGUUAUUUCAACCUUUAAACGGCCAGUUCCACUAGAACAUUUUCUUUAUACCGGCAAUAGUACGUCAACAAAUAAAGAAUUAUUUAUGCUUAUUGAUGCUGAACAGAAGUUCCUUGAGCGAAAUCAUGUUCAAGCUGUUGCGGCUAAAACAGCAAAACAAAAAGAUCGGCAACAACAUUUUGGAUCGAAAACUCGACAUGAUACUCUAAAUACAAAUCAGAAUAAAACAUUAUGGACAUCAACAAUUUAUAUGCUACGUGACAAACAAUUAUUACCUGUUGUUUGUUUUGUAUUUUCUCGUAAACGCUGUGAUGAUUAUUUAGAAUUAGUUAAAGGUCUUGAUUUAAAUACUCAAGAAGAUAAACAUUAUGUAGCGCAAUUCUUUCGGCAAGCUCUAUCGAGAUUAAACGAAUCCGAUCGACAAUUGCAACAAGUUAUGAAUUUGCAAGAAAUGGCUAAACGUGGCAUCGCAAUACAUCAUAGUGGUGUUCUACCAAUCUUACGUGAAUCAGUUGAAUUACUAUUUCAAACGGGGCGUAUCAAGGUGCUUUUUGCAACCGAAACAUUUGCAAUGGGUAUUAAUAUGCCUGCAAGAACCGUUCUGUUUGAUUCAUUGCAAAAACAUGAUGGUAAAGGUUUUCGUGAACUUGUACCAAGUGAAUAUAUUCAAAUGGCCGGUCGUGCAGGUCGUCGGGGUUUAGAUAAAACUGGAACUGUUAUUGCCUUAUGUAAAGGUGAUGUACCUUCCAUAGCUUCACUAAAAGCUAUGAUACUGGGUAAAUCUGCCAAACUUCAAUCUCAAUUUCGUUUAACCUAUUCAAUGAUUUUAAAUUUUCUUCGUGUUGCUGAAUGCCCAUUGGAAUAUAUGGUAUCAAGUUCUUAUUCUGAAUAUCAUAGUCAAAAAGCGAAUGCACGUGAUAUAAUAGCAGCAAAUAAACUACGUUCAACGAUUGAAACACUUCAUCAAUCAAUGAAAUCGUAUUAUACAAAUGAAUUAAAAACUUAUUUCAAUGAAUGUGAGCACUUUUGGGAUGUGUUAUUUCAAAUUCAAGAAAUUUUAAUUCAGCAGGAAAAAAUUUCUCAUCGUUUUCUCGAUGAUUUACUUAAAUGUGGAAGAAUCAUACGCAUUCGUGAUAUCUAUGACACAGAUUUACCUGCUAUUGUACUUGACGGUUCAUUUAGUGCAUCGGGAAAAAAUGCUAAUCAUCAGCGUAUUAUAUCGGCUUUAGUUAUAAGUCAAUCAGGAAAUCGUUUGUUAACUGAUUUAGAUCGAUUAAUUUUAAAAGAAAAUGAAAAAAUGUUUAUUUUACCUGUACAAAAAUGGAGCAUCGAUCAAAAUGAACAAGAACAAAAAUUAAUUUAUCAAAUUAAAAAUAUUAAUAUUACGGAUCUGCUUGAUAUAACAAAUGAAAUAAUACCAAAUAUAAAUUAUAACGAAAUAUUAGAAGGUCAUUGGAAUCAUCGAAUGGGUGAUACGUUCGAUAUUGAACUUGAAUCAACCAUGGGAACUGAUAAAGCAUUAAAACAAGCAAUAGAAAAAUUAAAAUCUAUUAGACAAAAGUCCAAUAAUCAAUCAAUUGCCUCAAAUCGUUUUAUACUAUUAAAUGAUCUACUAAACAAAGCGUCUCAAUCUUCAUUGCUCAAUGAUCUUCAUGAGCUCAACGUAAAACUUGAAAACGAAAAUUCUUUAAAUUUAAAUGAAAAUUUUCAUUAUAUACGUAAAUUGAAAUUUUAUGAAAAUAAAUAUUCCGAAAUGAAUAAACGUCUAACAUCACUUCAAACAAGUCUUCAAACAUCAGCGGAAUAUGAAUCGAUGUUGGAAGUUUUAAAAGACCUAAAUUAUAUAUCGAACAAUAAUCUAUUGAGUUUGAAAGGUCAAGUCGCUGCAAUAUUCGGUAGUGGUAAAGAACUUUUACUAACUGAGCUUAUCUAUCAAAAUUUAAUUGAUAAUUUGACAUCGAGCGAAAUCGCUGCGCUCUUGUCAUCCAUUAUAUUUCAAGGGAAACGUUAUGACGAUCAAUAUAAUGAUGAAAAUAAAAAAAAAGAAAUUACUCCAACGUUACAUCAAGCUAAACAAGAAUUAAUCUCGAUCGCCAGACGACUCGAUCAAAUUCAACGUGAUUAUAAAAUUCCAACUAAUAUUGAAGAUGAACUUAAUUUUAGUAUAAUGUCCUUAGUAUAUAAAUGGGCGCAAGGUGCUAAAUUUUAUGAUAUUAUGAAUGAUCCUGAGAUGGAAGAAAUCGAUAUACAAGAAGGAACAAUUGUUCGAACAAUUAUGCGUAUUGAAGAAUUAUGUUCAGAUAUUCGUAAUGCUGGGAAAACAGUUGGAAAUUCAGAAUUAGUUGAUAAACUUAAUCAAGUUACUGCAUUAAUAAAACGUGGCAUUGUUUUUGCGCCAAGUCUUUAUUUUUCUGAGACAAUUACAACACUUUGA